AUGAGACUGCUCAACGUAUCGACCCGUGAGGUGGAGGAGUUCAAUGGCGCCAACAUCCCGCCCUAUGCGAUCCUCUCGCACACCUGGGGCACUGAGGAGGUGUCGUUCCACGAGAUGGAGGCCAUUGCGCGGUACCGCCGGUCGCAGCAGGAGUACACACCGCCUAUCCUGGCUCAGCCGGGAUCCACCGACAACCCGGACCACAUGAAGCUGAUGCUGCUGUCGACCAUGCUUAUGGCCUUCCGGGGGGACCGCAUCCGCGCCAACCGGCCGUUGUCUUCGGCUACUGCGACCCCGCUACCGGCGAUUACCAACGGAUACGAGAGCGACCGUAGCGAUGACGACACCCGCAGUCAGUCCAGCCGGGGCGGCCGUAGUGUCCGCAGCCUGGGCAGCAUGGGGAGUCAGGCCAGCCGGGACAGCCAGGGUAGGGUGGUUCCCGCAUCGGCGAUGCACCCCUUCGAGCACAAGGCCGGAUACGCCAAGAUCUCGUACGCCUGCGGGCAGGCUGAGAAGGACGGGUUCCGGUACGUCUGGAUCGACACCUGCUGUAUCGACAAGCGCAACCUGGCCGAGAUGUCGGAGGCCAUCAACGCCAUGUUCGGCUGGUACCAGCGCGCGGCUGUGUGCUAUGCCUUUCUCGAGGACGUUCACUUUGACGACUACACCGAAGGGUACCGGACGUGGGAGGACCAUUUCAACGACAGCCGCUGGUUCACGCGUGGUUGGACGUUGCAGGAGCUGCUAGCCCCACGGAAGGUCGUGUUUUACGCCAAAGGGUGGCGGUUGCUAGGCACCAAGUCAUCCCUCGUCAAGCACGUUGCCAAGAUCACGGGCGUCGAGGAGCUGGCCUUGCUCGAGCCCCGGCUCAUCCACAACGCCAGCGUGGCCCAGCGCAUGUCCUGGGCGGCCCACCGCACGACCACGAAGCCCGAAGACUUGUCCUAUGCUCUGCUCGGCCUGUUCGAAGUUAACAUGCCGGUUCUCUACGGCGAGGGCGGUGACCGCGCGUUUCUCCGUCUCCAGGAGGAAAUCAUGAAGCGCAGCGACGAUCACACCCUCUUCGCCUGGGGCACCCUCGGCGACGACGAGCCCGAUGCCCACGCAGCUAACAGCAGCAAGACCGACCACCCACCCGACCAUCACCACCUCGACCUCGACGAGAUCGACUUCGAUGACCUCAACUGCACUACCCCGAUGCUCGCAAGCUCCCCGCGCGACUUUGCCGGCAUGCAGCACAUCGUAGCCGCACCGACUUCCUCCGCGACCGUCCCGGCUGCCGACUACUCCAUGACCAACAAGGGCCUCCUCAUCCGCCUGCACCUGAUCCGUACUGUCCUCCCGGGGCAGGAAGCCCUCAGGGCCGGCAAGCCAGCCCAACAUCACCUCGCCAUCCUACCUUGCCACCUCGAAGACGACCCCGGCUCUCGUCUAGCCUUCCUCCUAACCGAGACCUCCACCCCCAACGUUUUCCUGCGUUCCCGCCCCCCACGCGGCGCGGGCCCCAUGGUCCUGACCUUAGCCGAAACGGCUGCUGCCAAGGCGCGCGUGGUGUAUAUCCCCAAUAGCCCGCAGCAGGGUCUCCGUGGUACAGCCUCGGGCGGCGCAGCGGGUCUUGGGGGCGAUGGGUUUGGGGAUGGGACUGCGAAGAGGCUUUUGGUGAGCGAGGUGGUGUUUGUGCGCACGCCGGAUCUGGUGGCCCCCGGGUACGACGUGGUAGAUAUCCAGGCUGCCGGCGGGGUGCAGUGGAAUAAGGAGUUCCGGAGUAUCCGGCUGGAGGGUGUCGAUUAUUCCUGUUCACCAUCAUCGUCGCGGGGAAGAAACGAAGGGGGCCUGUACCAGCUUGCCGUGGUGACGUUUUGGAACCGCCAUCUCAAGUGCGGCUUUGUCGCCCGGGUGUUGGUCGAGGGUCUGUCGAAGGCGGUGUUUGUCGACUUACUCCCGGCCCGUCAGGAUACUUCCGGUGCUAUCAACAACGAUGAGGACGGGAAGUGGCUGAUCGAGGAGGCGAAACGGGUCUGGCAAUCCCCCGGAACCAUCCAGGUCACACUCCCCGGACAGGAUGAGGCCGGGAACAAGAAGUCGAUGAAAGUCGAGGUGCGCAACCCAGCUGGCCAAGAGCAGGAGACCAAGGAUCGCAGCCCGGCUUGGACCCUGAAGGCCGGCCAGGAAGUCCAGGUCGCUGGGAGCGUCACGUUCACCGAGAAGUGGGAGCGCGACUACCAGCGGACGGUCAACGCCAAGGUUGAGCGGAAGAAGAAGGGCGCCAUUGAGCUGAACAUGACGUCUAUGCUGUGGCAGGCCGUGCCAGUGGCGAAGGGAGAGGAUUUGGAUCAGCCGUCAUAG
Dichotomopilus funicola is the source of this 2346-nucleotide messenger RNA. RefSeq names its product vegetative incompatibility protein HET-E-1. The record is from RefSeq and is a predicted model, not a curated record. NCBI's taxonomy places the organism in Eukaryota, Fungi, Ascomycota, Sordariomycetes, Sordariales, Chaetomiaceae. Bases 1 to 2346 code for a protein of 781 amino acids. The transcript has a single exon.